ACAGACCCAAACAAAUAAAGCACACAAAAACGUAGAAGUUAUUUACAAGCUACAUCCACCAGAUUCAUAUAAAACUGCUCCAAUAUGGUCUGGUGGAUGUACUCUUAUGCAACUAUGGCUAUUGUUUUUUAAGAUUUCUAAGGGGUUAUUGUGAUAAUUAUCAGGGCCAGAAACUUUCUAUGGUAAUUUUUAAUUGAAAUCUUUUCUAUUAUUUAUUUUUCAGACAGACCAAGGCAUUAAAAAUCUCACAGCUGAAGAAGCUGCGAAAAUAAGCUCACAAGAUCCAGAUUAUGCUAUUAGGAGUUUAUACAACACAAUUGCUAAAAAAAAAUUUCCUUCAUGGACAUUUUAUAUUCAAGUUAUGACCGAGCAGCAAGCAGACAAAUUUCAAUGGAAUCCUUUUGAUUUAACUAAGGUAUGGCCCCAUAAAGAAUAUCCACUCAUUCCGGUCGGUAAACUCGUUUUGGACAAAAAUCCAUCAAAUUACUUUGCUGAUGUUGAACAAUUGGCUUUUGAUCCUGCACAUAUGGUACCAGGUAUUGAACCGAGCCCAGAUAAAAUGCUUCAAGGUCGACUCUUUGCUUAUAGUGAUACUCACAGACACCGUCUUGGGCCAAAUCAUCUUCAGCUUCCUGUAAAUUGUCCUUACAAAAGUAUAUCAAUAAUGAAUUAUCAGCGUGAUGGCUCAAUGACUAUACAUGAUCAGGAUGGAGCUCCGAACUAUUAUCCAAACAGCUUCAAAGGCCCUGAAGUAUGUCCGGCUGUAAAAUCUCCAGCAUUUAGUGCUUUUGGAGAUAUUGAUCGUUAUGAAGCGGUAAAUGAGGAUAACUUCGGCCAAGUUACAACUUUUUGGCAGAAAGUGCUUGAUGCUGAUGCAAAGACUCGACUUGUAACCAAUAUGGCUAACAGCCUUGCAAAAGCUUCAAAUUUCAUUGCUGAACGUGCUAUUAGAAACUUUUCCCAAGUGGAUGUUGAUCUUGGUCAGAGAUUAACGGAUGAAUUGCGGAAGAAAGGAAAAAUGAUAAAUAUUUCUGGAAAGGGAGCUAACUUAUAAAAAUAUUUUUAAUUA
Cotesia glomerata is the source of this 1069-nucleotide messenger RNA. RefSeq names its product catalase-like. NCBI's taxonomy places the organism in Eukaryota, Metazoa, Arthropoda, Insecta, Hymenoptera, Braconidae. Bases 362 to 1054 code for a protein of 230 amino acids. Gene Ontology annotation, cellular component: mitochondrion; peroxisome; cytoplasm. Gene Ontology annotation, molecular function: heme binding; catalase activity. The transcript is spliced from 3 exons. The record is from RefSeq and is a predicted model, not a curated record. Gene Ontology annotation, biological process: response to hydrogen peroxide; hydrogen peroxide catabolic process.